This is a messenger RNA of Daucus carota subsp. sativus, 2898 nucleotides long. RefSeq names its product pentatricopeptide repeat-containing protein At5g40400. Bases 81 to 1997 code for a protein of 638 amino acids. Gene Ontology annotation, molecular function: protein binding. The record is from RefSeq and is a predicted model, not a curated record. NCBI's taxonomy places the organism in Eukaryota, Viridiplantae, Streptophyta, Magnoliopsida, Apiales, Apiaceae. The transcript is spliced from 3 exons.
UAAACAACAGUAGGAUUUUGAAGCUCUAGGUAAUAGGUAUUACACUUGCUAUAGUGUUCUUGGCUAUAGACACACGAAUAAUGUGUUCUUCGUUACUCAAAUCAAUCAAAAUUGCAUCUUUUUUACACCCAAGUUGCAAUUUUUAUUGCAUUUCAAGACCAAGAUUUUCAUCAUCUUCUCUGGCUACAAUCCAUGAUUCUCAACCCAGUUCAAUUUCAUCUUCACUGUACUCUUUUUUGCCACAUACCCAAAAUCCCAAAAAUAUUGUUGAUAUGAUAUGCUCAAGUUUCAGAAAAAAUGGGGAAAAACCCAACUUUUCAAUUCUUGAAAAGGACUCAAAAUGGUUGAUUUCUCAUUUGGGUAGUCAAGAAAUUUCAAGGGUGUUGCUGAGAUGCCAGUCUGAUUCUGAUACAGCUUUGUGUUUCUUCAAUUGGGUAAGAAAUGAUCUUUGUGUUAGUCCUAAUGUUCAUAAUUAUUGUGUGAUUGUUCAUAUUUUAGCUUGUUCUAAGAAUUUUAAGCAAGCAAUGGUAUUGUUGUUGGAGGUAGUAGAGUUGAGUAGAGGUGUUUCGGGUUGUUCGGGUGAUUCGGAUGUUUUUAAGGUGUUGGUUUUGUGCACUAAUGAGUGUAGUUGGGAACCAGGUGUGUUUGAAAUGCUUGUCAAGGCUUAUGUUAAGAAGGGUAUGGUUAGAGAAGGUUUUGUUGCUUUUGAGGAGAUGCUGAGGUUUGGACUUGUUCCGAGUGUUGUUACGGUUAAUUGCCUUAUGAAUGGGCUUGCGAAGUUGAAUUAUGUUGAUAGAUGUUGGUAUUUGUUUGAAGAGAUGAGGAGGAUUGGGAUUCAUGCGAAUUGUUUUACAUUUAAUAUAUUGACUCAUGUUUUGUGUAAAGGCGAGGAUGUUGAUAAGGUGAAUAAGUUCUUGGAUGAGAUGGAAGAAGAAGGAUUUAUUCCUGAUGUUGUGACUUAUAAUACACUGAUUGAUAGUUAUUGUAAGAAGCGAAGAUUAAAAGAUGCAAUCUAUUUAUUUAAUAUUAUGUAUCGGAGAGGUGUACUGCCGGAUUUGGUUACGCAUACUGCUUUGAUAAAUGGAUACUGCAGGGAUAUGAACAUGAGAGAGGCUCGUAAGCUCUUUAACUGUAUGAUUCAGGAAGGGCUUUGUCCGGAUGUUACGUGUUACAACACUCUUAUAUAUGGUUAUUGCAAAGAGGGAAUGAUGCAAGAGGCUAGGACUUUGUUGCGUGACAUGAUUGGCAAUGGGGUUCGACCUGAUAAUUUCAGCUGUUGGAUACUAGUCAAAGGUUAUGAAAAGCAGGACAGGGUGCUUUCGGCAUUGAAUUUGCUUGUGGAGCUUCAGAGAUUUAAUGUUUCAAUUCCUAGAGAUAUAUACAACUACCUUAUUGUUGCUCUGUGUAAAGAUAAUAGGGCAAUGGCUGCAAAGAAUCUUUUGGAGCGAAUGUCUAGAGAUGGCCAGGAGACAACCGAGAAAAUAUUUAAUGAGAUCAUUAUUUGUCUUUGUAAGCGUGAUUAUGUCGAGGAGGCAUUGACUAUAAAAGCUGAUAUGGUGUAUAAAGGUUUUAAACCCUCCUUAGUCACAUAUAGAGCUAUUAUUUGUUGCUUGUGUAGAUCAACAAGAAACGUAGAAGGUGAGUCCUUGAUGAGAGAGAUGAUUGAAUCUGGUUUCUUGCCUGAUGUGGAAAUUUUUAGAGCCUUAGUUAAAGGGUUUUGUGCUGAAAGAAAUGUUUAUAAAGCGGAAUUGUUGUUGAGCUUCUUUGCUGUAGAAUUUCAUAUAAUUGACACGGAAUGUUACAAUGUGCUUUUUAAGGUUCUUUCUGAGGAUGGUGACAUUGCAAAGUUGAUAGACUUCCAAGAUAAUAUGUUGAAGCUUGGCAUAUCUCCAAAUGUGAUGACUUUCAGACAUAUAAUUGAUGCAAUGUCAAAGAAUAUGGGAUCUGACACGAACAAUGUAUGUGCUAAUCAGGAAUGUAAAGCCUUGGUCGUGUGAUGGGCAUAGACAUUGCUUGAAUAUAGCUGGCAGGAUGAUAAUUCUAAUGUAUAGAUGGCACACAAAUACAGGGUUUAGUGGCUACCAGAAGUCAUUGAUGCUGUUGGUGCCUUUAUAAAGAUAACGAUGACAUACAAAAUCUCAUGAAAAAAUAGACGACACCUGUCUGUAGUUUCACAGGAGUUUAAGUUUUGGAGACUGUGUAAAUGAGAGAUCUUUUAACGUGACAUGUACUUGUGCAAUCGGAUGCAAUAUAAAGAUGGAAAUGCAUCUGAAAAGUGGGCAACAGUAUGUCCAAUGGUUGAUAGAUGUUAUGAUAUUAAAAGAGGUCUUUCUGCCUGCUGUGUAGGUUUUCUACAUCUGCCCUCUGAACACGCCAUAUCCCGCAGAUAAAACUCGCUAGGUGACAAUGAGUCCGAAGUCAUUGUCAGGGUGAUAUAAGAGUUGCAUGUCGUGGAUUGGCGAACUGGCUUUCUUACCUGUGUCAGGUCUGCGAAGGUACCCUCGAUGGUUGAAUUAUAUAUACAAAAAAGGUACUCAAUGGAUGCUGUGGAUGACAGCUCCUAACCGGAGUAGGAUAAGGAAAAAAAGUACAUUUAACGAUUUUAAUGAAUCCGGUUAACGGGAAUUGAAAUUUUAAAUCAGUUUUGUUGUACGGAAUGCGGAAUGCGAACAUCAUUUUUUUUACAGUAAACCAAUUUUCCGCAUCUUUGGAUACCAAGUCAUUCCCGUUUUCAUAAUCCUCAGUUUCGUUCAUGAUUUCAAUUCUCACAAGAUGCAGAAGCCCCAGAUUUCUACGUUUUAUAGUAUAGAUAUUUUAUUUAUAUAUUUAUUUGUAAAAUUAUGUGUAAUUUUACACAAUUUACUAUUCUUUCAGUGAAAUUUGCGUCACAAUUUAUUA